Molecule: messenger RNA, 2228 nt
Organism: Mauremys mutica (yellowpond turtle)
Lineage: Eukaryota; Metazoa; Chordata; Testudines; Geoemydidae
Product: zinc finger protein 585A-like
Exons: 3
Coding region: 22-1866 (614 amino acids)
Biological process (GO): regulation of DNA-templated transcription
Source: RefSeq, a predicted model, not a curated record
AGAGCCCUCUACAGGGACGUCAUGCAGGAGAACUACGAGACGGUGACCUCACUGGGAUUUCCCAUUCCCAAACCUGAGCUGAUCGCCCAGCUGGAACGAGGGGAAGAGCCGUGGGUGCCCGAUCUCCAGGCUGGUGAGGAAAGAGAGGUUCUGAGAUGCACCUGCACAGCAGGUGCUGAGAGAGUCAAUGAGAAGGAGGAGGGGAACCAUCAUGAGGAAGAUCCAGGGGAAGUGGAACCACAGUGCACAUUUAUGGGAAGAGCUGAAGGGAAUUUUUCCCAGUGCUGGGAACAGGGAGAAGCUUGUGGAAAUUGGCACAGGUCAGAAAGGCUCAUGGGAAACCACCCAGGGAAGGAAGUGGAUGAAUCUAUUAACUCUGGGAUAGGAGACAAGGAUCCCACAGCCCAGCGGACAAAUCCCAAGGAAGAGAAACCCUACCACUGCCUGCAGUGUGGGAAAGGAUUCAUUGUGAGACCACAGCUUGUUACAAAUCAGACAAUCCAUGCGGGAGAGAAACCUCUUCAAUGCUUGGUCCCUGCAAAAAUCUUCAAUAUCUGCUCAGACAUUAAUAACCAUGGGAAAAGUCCCAUAGGAGAGAAAUCCUAUCAAUGCCUCGAGGGCGGGAACUGUUUGAAUUCAGCACUAAUUACACAUCAGAUAAACCACACAGGAGAGAGACACCAAAAGUGCUUGAGCUGUAGGAAAAGUUUCAGAAACACAUCAGACCUUGUUAAACAUCAGGCAAUCCACACAGGAGAGAGACCUCAUAAGUGCUUGGACUGUGGGAAAAGUUACAUACGGAGGUCAGAGCUUGUUAGACAUCAGGGAAUCCACACAGGAGAGAGACCACAUAAGUGCUUGCACUGUGGAAAGGGUUUCACACAGCGAUCAUAUCUUGUAACACAUCAGAGGAUCCACACAGGAGAGAGACCCCACAAGUGCUUGGACUGUGGGAAAAGUUUCAUAUGGAGGUCAGAGCUUGUUAAACAUCAGAGAAUCCACACGGGAGAGCGACCCCAUAAGUGCUCAGACUGUGGGAAAAAUUACACACGGCGUUCAGACCUUGUUAGGCAUCACGCAAUCCACACAGGAGAGAGACCCCAUAAGUGCUUAGACUGUGGAAAAAGCUUCAUACGGAGGUCACUACUUGUUAAUCAUCAGGCAAGCCACAAAGGAGACAGACCCUACAAGUGCUUGGACUGUGGGAAAAGUUACAUGCGGAGGUCAGAACUUGUUAAUCAUCAGGCAGUCCACACAGGAGAGAGACCCCAUAAAUGCUUAGACUGUGGAAAGAGUUUCACACAGCGAUCAUAUCUUGUAGCACAUCAGUGGAUCCACACAGGAGAGAGUCCCCAUAAGUGCUUGGACUGUGGGAAAUGUUUCAUACAGAGGCCAGACCUUAUUAAACAUCAGGCAAGCCACACAGGAGAGAGACCCCACAAGUGCUUGGAGUGUGGGAAAAGUUUCAUACUAAAUUCAAAUCUUGUUAAGCAUCAGGCAAUCCACACAGGAGAGAGACCCCACAAGUGUUUAGUCUGUGGAAAAGGUUUCUUGCGUAGGUCAGAGCUUGUUAAACAUCAGAGAAUCCACACAGGAGAGCGACCCCAUAAGUGCUCAUACUGUGGGAAAAGUUACACACGGCGUUCAGACCUUGUUAGGCAUCAGGCAGUCCACACAGGAGAGAGACCCUAUAAGUGCUUAGGCUGUGGAAAAAGCUUCAUACGGAGAUCAGACCUUGCUAGACAUCGGGCAACCCACACAGGAGAGAGACCCCACAAGUGUUUAGUCUGUGGAAAAGGUUUCUUGCGUAGGUCACAUCUUGUUAAACAUCAGAGAAUCCACACAGAAGAGAGACCCGACAAGUGAUUGGACCGUGGGAAAAUUUCACGCAGAGGUCACACCUCAUAAACAUGAGAGAAUCCACACAAGAUCUAAACUUCUCUGACAGAGACAGAAAGUGUUAAGGAAAUUGCAUGUAAUUGACCUAGAUUAGACCUUUAGAGACAUGUUAGAAAAGUGUGUCCUCAGAUAAACUAGAGCUUUGAGAGGUAACCGUGUAUUGUUAAAGACAUGGAAGAAGAUGGUAACUGUAGUAGUCUUUGUUUAGCUGUAUCUUCUUAGAGGUUAACAAUGGAAAUCAAUGGUUCCUGUCUAGGGCUCUAUUCUGUGAAUUCAGAGAUCAAAAGGGAAUAUUAACAUUUAGAUAAAACUUGGUUGUAAUAAUGUCA